AUGGAGCUCCCUUCUUUCUUAACACCCGCUUGGCUCGUUCUCGCCCUACUGACCGGCUGCCUUGUCUUCUACCUCACGGCUUUGCCGCGACCAUUACCUGGCAUCCCGUAUGUGCCAGAAUCACGAUGGAAGCUAUUCGGAGAUCUGCCAGCAGCCAUGGCAUACCAAAAGAAGACUGGCACACUGAUAGGAUAUUUCGCGAACCAGCUAGUCAAGCGCAACGAACCAGUCAUGCAGUUUUUCCUACUGCCAUUCGUUCGCCCUUCGCUAUAUAUCUGUGAUGGACGUGAAGCUUCAGAUGCAAUGACCCACCGCAUCAAGGAAUUUGAUCGGAGCAAGCUGUUCAGCGAUAUCUUCCGCGCAUAUGUGCCUCAUAGCAGCAUUACCUUUCCAACUAACAAUGAUUGGAAGUAUAACAGGUCUCUGAUAGGCCAAACAAUGCUCCCACGCUUCCUGGACGCCUCAGGCGCAAAACAGGCAUAUGGAGCUUUCCAGCAACUGGUCUCAGUGUGGCGAGAAAAGACGAGGAUUGCCAAUGGUCGUGCAAUUGAUGUCGCCGGUGACACCCACAUGGCGUCCACUGAUGCCAUCUGGGCAAUGACCUUUAGAUCGAGCAUUGACACGUGCAAGACAGCGGCAGAACAUGUCUCCAAGGCUCCGAGUCUUGAGUCGCCCACGGGUGCGGACGCUUCAUACAUUGCUAUAGCCAUGGGCUACUGGACACACUGGCUGGCAAUGAGUUUACUCCCAAGCCUACGCAAUGCGAAGAGGAUUCGAGACAAGCUCGUUCGUGAAAGACUCAUUCAGACAUAUGCAAAGUUUGCCUCAAAUAUGCAGGACUCCAAGACCACUGCGCAAGGCAUGACGUCUGCAAUUGAUAUUACCGUGCAGCGAGAAAUCACUGUUGCCGCGAAGGAAGGCCGGCCAACCCUGGGCCCAAAGGCGACCGAACGCAUACACAACGAAUUGAGUCUUUUUCUAGCAGCCGGUUCUGCUACAACUGCGGAUACCUUGUCAUGGGUUCAUGUUGCAGGUCUCAAACGAGUGACUGCCCACCAAGACUUCCAGUCUGUUCUGCAGGCUGAAAUGAUUGACAAGUUCUCGUUAUUCCAUAAGAACAGAGUACCACCUACAGCUGAGGCAAUAGCUACAGCAGGCCUACCACAAUUGGAUGCUUUCAUGGAGGAAGUCCUUCGAUGCCACCCCCUUGGAAAUGCAAAUUUGCGUCGAACCCUUCGAGACACCUUAAUUCUCGGAUACCAUAUGCUUCUUCGUAGUUCGUUGGCUCAGUCCAAUGUCGGGCUUCUUCAACUGACUAAUAUCCUUCUACAGACCGCCGGUCCCAGUCUUACCAGUGCCCCUUUUCCAGUCUCCGAUCAAAACCGCUCCGGAACCUCGUUGAAAGCUACGACUUCGAGAUGGGAUCGCUACUCCGAUCUCGAGACGUUUCGUCCAGAUCGCUGGCUAAUUCAGGACUCGUCAGACCCUAGCAAAGUGAGGUUCGAUCCGUCAGCAUACCCUAUGCAAUCAUUUGGUGAAGGACCGAGAGCAUGCUUUGGGAAAAAGUUCGCAUAUCUGGAAAUGCGUAUCGCGUUCACGUUCAUUCUGUGGAAUUUCGAGCUGCUGCCUCUCCCCGCGGAGUUAGUUGACUUCGAUGUUGAUGAGAAGUUGACCAGGGACUCGAGGAACGUCCGGUUCAAGCUGAGAAGAAUCUCCUAA
Molecule: messenger RNA, 1719 nt
Organism: Zasmidium cellare ATCC 36951
Lineage: Eukaryota; Fungi; Ascomycota; Dothideomycetes; Mycosphaerellales; Mycosphaerellaceae
Exons: 3
Coding region: 1-1719 (572 amino acids)
Molecular function (GO): oxidoreductase activity, acting on paired donors, with incorporation or reduction of molecular oxygen; heme binding; monooxygenase activity
Source: RefSeq, a predicted model, not a curated record